Molecule: messenger RNA, 15024 nt
Organism: Corythoichthys intestinalis (scribbled pipefish)
Lineage: Eukaryota; Metazoa; Chordata; Actinopteri; Syngnathiformes; Syngnathidae
Exons: 17
Coding region: 9892-13605 (1237 amino acids)
Source: RefSeq, a predicted model, not a curated record
AGGCAAGCGGACAAAGUGGGUGUUCUCCAGGCUCGUUCAGGAAAUACCGAUAACCUUUUUUUUUCAUCAAGAGAAACUUAGUUGAACGACAUUCCUCUUAGCUGUAUAAACAAAGUCACAUAUUUGAUAAAUAUGUAUACUCACAUCAUGUACACAUAUUUUGCUCUUGGAUACGCUGGGACACGUUUAGCCCUGGGAAAGUCAACACAUGCACAUUGGAGACAUUCACUAGCUGUGUUUUGAAAGAUUCUGUGCAGAUUCUCGUGGAUAUGAUCUCACAUGCUAUAUUUUACGGAACUGAUGAGUUGCUUGCGGAUCUCAUUGUUCUAUAGGAGAACAAUAUACCAGAAAAUCACAUCAGCAUGGGAGUGACUGGAUUUAAUGGCAUUGACUGUGGACAUGGUGCAGAAAGUAUUCCAUUGAUUAUUCUAAUGGAAAUACUGUCAAUAUCCCCCACUUAACUGCGCUUGUAGUUUCACCCACUUGGCUAAAAUGGAAUAAAGUUUGUGGGAAAUCAUACUAGGACAGGAAUUAAAAACAUGCACCCUGGUAUAGGGUUUAAUUCACAGUUGAUAGUCACAAAAAUUGAUCAUUUCUGGUGUGGCAUUCUAUGACUAAAGUCGUUUGUCAGAUAGAAACAUGAUUUUUGGCUUACUGUUAUGCUAUUACAAGAUUGACAAACUACAAAGAUAAAACUGAUGAGCACCAAAUGACUUUAGAUAGCUCUUUCUUUGCCCUUUUUAACCUGUACAAUAUUCUAUACUCUAUUGUCUGGUAACCAAACGACAACUUGGUGUGACCUACUUUCCUACUUUUUAGUAACUGAAGCCAGGCCUGAAUGUGGUUUAGAUCUCAUUACAUUCCAUUUGAACACUUUUGGAGAAGGAAGAAAAAAAUCAUGUGUUGUUUUCAUUAUAGAUUUACAUGAAUGUACAGUAUGUUAUUAGUCCUGGCAAAGGUCUUCGUUUUACUUGAUGCCCUUCUGGUAUGGUAUUACAUCCCAUCUGGAGUCUAUUAAGGCAAGAAAAGGCAGCAUCCAAGACAUAGACAAAGCAGCACCUGCAAAAUGCGUACACACCAAAAAAAAUAUUGCAAAAUUCACACAAAUGAAAAGGCAUUACUUUUAACUAUUUUAUUCAUGCAGUCAUUUGUAUAUAACAACCAUGCUUUAGCCAAUAGGAGAACAGUAUCUAGUGUGAUGGAUGGCAAUGCAUGUUUAAGAUUAAGUGCAACUGGUCAAAUACGAAAAAAUGCCAAAUUUGUGCAACCACGUAUACAACACACAACUUGUACGUAUAUGUAGUAAGUAUUAAUUUAUUGCACAAGUUAAGCAUAUUACACAUACCAUUACCGCGAUUUUAAAAUGUGUUGAAAAUAACGUACAGCCAGACUCUAAACAAUUUAACUAAAAUAAUGACUGGACUGAUACUUAUUUUUGAAAGUUCUCAGUUCAAUCAUAUAUUAAAACGAAAUUUAUGUUAUAGAUUUUCUACUACUAAAUUUAAAAUGGGAAAUAAUGAGAGCUACAACAUUGUUUAUAUAUAAAUACUAAAGAGAUCAUUAAUACAAAAGUUGUUUCUCUUUCUUUAGUAAUUUGGCUUAUCAGUAAUCGUUUUUGUUGAAUUCCCAUUCCCACGGCAAUGUUAUGUGUCACACACCUUUAGCCCCUUUCACAAACACCUGAACACCGUUUAAAUCCCGGGAUUUAAACAGGCAGCCCUUAUAUGUGAGAGCAAAUUUCCCGGGUCAACUGACACGGAGAUGACAUGAACAUUUUCCAAGUUGCAUCUUAGUAUAUUGUCUGGGACUUUCCUGGGAAGGGGUGUGUGUGUGAAAGCAGGCGUUAAAUUCCCGGGUCACAGCAAAAUGGCUGAUGAAGUAAAAAUCAUGGCGGGCUGAUCGUCACUUCCGCUUUCUUCGCAGUAAGAAGAAAAGCGGUUGACAAACAUCGCAAUUAUCAACAUAGCAAGCUGGAAGUAGCUAAAUUAAACUGAAAACAUAACGAAGUUAAAUUGGUACUGGAUCGUAGAGCCGAGGAAGAGAGCCCAUCGUCCAUCUUUGGAAGUAUGUGGUUUCUUUUGUUGCCGAUGUUCGGGUCCGCAACUGUGGAAACAUGGUUGUACCUCAAAUCAAAAAACAACAGAGGGAUGCGUUCAAAGGUUUAUUAAAUACAAACAAAAAUACACGUGAUCACGGAAAAGGGGAAAUAACACAAUGGGUCCGUGACAGUAGGUCAACGUGUAUCAAUAAUACUAACCUAAGCAGUAAGCAGAGAGCCGAUAAGACAAAACAAAUACACUCAAAUUCCAGCACAACGUAGGGGUUUUCAAAACAAGGGGGGCAGACGAACAAGCUAGCAAAUGCACGAAAUUCGAGAGUACAAGGUGUCGAAUGGCGCCCAGCAAGUUAAUAUCUCGGCACCCUUCUCUUGGAUUGCCUGGGCUUGAAUACAGUCUCGAUGAGCUUGAAUUGGCUGCAGGUACGACGUCGGGAACACUCCCUACCACAACCAGCUCCGUAACAAAACAUGAUAUCACCAAGAGAAUGCGACAGCCGAUGCCAACCAAAAAUGACGUAAUGUCCCGGUUAUAAAAUCCCGCCAGCAGCCCUCCCAGCACAGAGACCGUCGAGUCGGCAAAACAGGACACGUUUGUGAAAGUUUCUGCAUCAUUUCCGGGAUAUCUCUCCAUGUGAGAAGGCAAUUACGCGAGUAAAUCCCGCGUCUCCUUACACGGGAAUUUACCAGGACAUGUGUGUGAAUGGGGCUAAGUCUGAACAUGUUAAAUUGAGAAAUUUUCCCCAACUUCACUCAUCUUUGAGUGACAUAAAUGUUGUUCCAAUUUUCAGCACUACAUUUUUGUCACUCGACCAAGUUGUGAUGUGCUGUGCGUUCACACAGCUUCAUUCUACAAUCUUCUUUACUUUUGAAAGCGCGCUAGUCGCUAAUCCUCCAACAGCGUAGAUAGAUGUUGACCUGCCAAGUUGAAACCCACCUCUAUGUGAGCUCAAGUCACACUUUCAUAAUUUCAAUAAACUUGCUAAAAUAGGCUACCUCCCUUAAAGGAUGCUCAUGUGUCUGAGAGGAUCUAACGUGGGGGAAUCUCGCAACAAACCAGCUCAGAAUCGAGCCUCAUGCACCUCUCGCAGCCACACACACCGAUAAGCCUGUGGAGCUGUACUUUCUGUCGGUAUUUACUGUAAGCUCCCUACUUACUAUGAUCAGCUGCAACGGGCAGUUUGCAGUCUCUUGGCCCCCUGCUUGGACAGAUUAAAUGAGUAACAUGAAGCCCAUCAAGGAUCCUAUUGUCAGUGUUAAAUCUAACAAGGAUGACCACAAUACAUCUCCAGCUCAUUCCACUUUUGCUCGCUUUCUGUUAGAGGUUAGUUUCUGUUAGUUGUUGCAAAGGGAAAGGAAGACGCAUCACAGACAUUUAGUCAUCAAUACAUAGCACAAUACUGAUUUAUGUGCACAAUGAAAACCCUAGGUAUUUUUUUUUGUUUAUAAGUGAAGUGCAACCAUGUAGACAAGAACUGUUAAAACUCACGUGUGAAAAAAAAAAAAUUACACAGUACAGUCUAAUCAAUCUAGCGCGGGCACAGUAGUCUCUCGGGGCGGGCCCGGCCCCCUAAUGCGCAUGCCUCCGGGUCUGGGGGUGGAGCGUAUACUUUUGUAAAGGCACGCUAGUAUCAUCUCUCUCUCCCUGGCUUUCUAAGGCAAUAAGAAAUUGACGUGUUCCAGUGCAAUUCCUCCUUACAAUAUAUGCAGGACAUUUCAUAUCUAUCUGUCUCUCUCUCUUACUACUUUCAAAUUUAAAGGGCAACUGAAGAGCUUUUCGGAUUUCGCUCUUAAGUGUUUUACUCAGUUGAACUGUAUUAAAUGCAUCAUUCGCUGUCUCACAGUCACAUAAAAAAAAAAAAAAAAAAAUUUGACCGCGUAGUUUUUUAGUUAUGGCCAUAGCAACACCAUAGCAACGAGGGAUGCGCCGUCCUGCCGACCGCUACCUCAUGACGUAACUUCCAGGAAGCCUCGCCACCACUCUGAACACGGAAAUAUAGCACCACGCUAUCCUCGCCAUAUAUUGCAAACAUUUUCUGGGUUUUACUCGCGGGAUUCGUCAUGCCAUCUCGAUGUGUAGCGAUGAAUUGCUCACAGGAAGACUCGAGACUCUAGGAGUGGUCAAAAAAAACUUCUCCUGCAAAGGUUUGGACCGUUUUUGUGAGUAUGCAUACAGGUCCCCAAUCGGCUCAUUGUUUUCCUCAUUUCAGCGACGACAGCUUUGAAAACCUACAACAAUGCAACCUUGGUUUUACAAAGACGUAAGUAGAACAUUACUAGGUUUUUUUGAUAAACGAGGGGGACUCCUACAGCCUGUUUGUUGAAGUGCGACAUUUUUUUGUUGUUGCUGUUGGCCUGUCAUAAGUAGAUAGGUUGGCUGACAUGUCGUCUACUCAUGUGAUUUUAUUACUAUAUCAAUAGGUAUUAUGUAAAUUCAAAUGUCCCCAGCACCAAAUAGGUCCUUGGCUCGUUGUUUUUUGGCCUGUCACAGGGCAGAUAUAAAGCCUAUAACAUCAAAACAAUCCACCUGUCAGGCCCUAAUGUAUCAAAUACAUCUCAAUAAAACAAUAACUUGUUAUCCUUCAACAUCAAGGUCUGCCUAUUUGAAGAGGGAACAAUAGCAUCAAAUAGAUGAUGCUUUGACUGGGGCAUUAUUAUUUGAUCACCAAGAAAUUAUUAUUAAAUUAAAAUUAGGAUUCAUCCAAUAUUUUCAUGCUGCUGUGAUUUUUUUUUUUUCCCCAGGAAGCCAAACAUAAAAAAUUAAGUGGCGGAAACCCACAACACGAUGAAAAAGCGUUGCAAGUCAGUCGCCACCCAGUUUCCCAAAAUCAAGAGAGAGUGGGUCGAGUCAUAUGAUGACCCAAGUGAUGCGGUGUCCAGCGAUGACGACUGAAGAGAUCCUAUGAGGCCUGCCAGAUGCUGAAUUUCUUCCAUCUGCGACAUCAGAUGACGAUGACUUAGGAGAAAUAAAUGUAGCAAAUUUUGAUGACAUGAAAUCAUAAACUAGUCAUAUAUACAGUACACAUUUUUUAAAAGAAAAAUCUAGUUACCUUCAUAUAUAAUACAUAUUUAUCAUAUAAAUACAUAUUUCCCACUGCCAUUAUCAUUUUUCAAUGUUGCGCUAAUCCGUUGCUAUCCUAACUUUGUUUUGCUUACUAAAUUUAUGGUCUUUGAUGUGUGCCAUUGUGUGCUUGGUAUAACUUAGCUCAUAUGUUGUGUCACAAUCUGACAGCGAAAGCUGAUGCUGAUUUAACAUAAAUCUGGUAUCAUUUAUUAUUGUGGCCUUUUGAAUAUUUUUUCAGAAUGUAAUAUAAUUACAAUAUAUUAUAUACCAAUAGAAUACAUUAAACAGUCAACAAAAUGUGUCAAUGUUGUUUACAAUUUAUGGUUUUAUUUUUUUAAUGUAAUUCAUGCCCCUGUCAGUGCUUCAGCCUCCUCAAGUUUGGCUCUCACGUCUGGGAUCUCCUGACGACACAGGCAUAAUGUUGGAAGGGUAAUUACUUGACGGUUUACAGCAACACCUGGAAAAUAAAAUCGUUUUGUCAUUUAUUUUGAAAAAUCAAUAACAUAUCAUUCAUUUAGCCACAUUUGGGCUAGCUUUACCAUAUUUAGAUCGGUAGGAGCUGUCCCAUUACCUAAUAUCCAGUUUUAGCUAUGUGGAGAGCAUGGGAAAAUAAACAACCAUGUAAUCACAUUCUCUCUCAUAAAAAAAUCACGAUGCUGGAUUUAGGUUUACCACUCACUCUCCCGUUCGUGAAGUGUCGAGCUGUCAAAUGGCGUCAUGACGCCAUCUGCUGUGUCAAGUAAAUCACUGUCAUCUCACGCCUCAGGUUCAAACAUGUAGGGAUUAAUUGUAGUUCAUCUUUCCUGGGAGCCUUUGCCAUCGGUAGCGUCACGAAAGAGCGAUCCUAACAUAGUUGUUGCUGCUAUGCUAGCUGUGGGUAGUCUUCUGUUGCCUACGUCACACUUCCGGGUUUGCGGAGGGACCAUUAACUGAGUGCAAAAAAACUAAAAAAAAACGCAAAUUAUCCUUACAAUUACGUGUUGAUAAUGUCAUGGUUGUUUUGACGAACUCGUCCAAAGUUUAUAUUUGUAAAAUUACACCAAAAUCCGGAAAGGUCUUCUGUUGCCCUUUAAUACAAAAGACAACAAAGGAGAAAAAUAACACGAAACCAACAUCAAAGUGAUGAGAAAAGAAUGCAGAGGCGAAGCAUAUCACAUCAUGUGACAAGUAUGAUAGCGGAUACUUGGUCUUUACUAAUGGAAAGGGUUCACAGGUGUUUAUAUGACUCUUGACAGAUUAUUUAAAGGGCAAUAGGGGGAUCGGAAAAGCAUGGCUCCACAGCUGCAUGUGGCUUCUCAGUCCUUCUUUGGAAAAUACAAAUACAAAAUGAGUAUUUGAUUUGAUUCCAGUUUGUGUACUUCAUUUUUAAGGAUUAUGGUAAAUUUAUCAUGUUAAAAUAAUAGUAAUACUUUUGACUCGGAUGGGCGAAUGAAAAUUCAUUCAUUAGCCCCUUUCACAGGGUACCCGUGGGGUCUUAAGUCUUAAAAGCAUUGAAUUUAUGAAUUUGGAAAUAAUACCUUUAAAAGUCUUGAAAAAGUAUUGAUUUUUUAUAUCUGGGUAUUAAAAUUUAUGAUGUAUGUAACUUGUCCGUGUCAUAUGCAAAAAAACAAAAAAAAAAGAUUCAGCUGGGUACAAUGGGCAUGAAGGCACUAGAGUCCCAUGCUAAAUGAUUUAGCAUACGAUUUAGCCUAAAUCAUCCAAGUACAUAACAUCCAGACGAGGAAAGAAACUCCCUCCAUUGCCGUUAUUUUUCAAUCUGCCUGUAUAAGACGGCUAGCUGCUCACGAGACAGAAGCUAAAGCCAGCCAGCAUGCUGCUAAUGUAAGCAAAGUGACAGCAGCUAACACUAGCCAGCCAGCUGCUAGUGCCGCAGCCCCCCUGCAUACCAGCCCAGCUAAGAUUGCUAGUGGAUUUGCGAAAGUGGAUCUACGUACAUGGUUAGGGUCCACAGCAACCAUGAAAGCAAGUGUUGUGGUUGCCCAAGAGUUUUAAGAUGACGCUCGCCAUGCUACAUGCUAAUGCUAACGAGAACACCUCUACUUGGCCUGUGGUCUGUGUCUGCGCUGUGGUGGUGUCGUGUGACUAGCCUAUUCAAUACGCUGCAUUCUUAGAUCCUGCACACAUUCCACAUUUCCACUUUCGAGAAAUAACCCAAAUUCACUUUUUUUUCCCGUUGUCGAUAUGGCUGUGAAAUAGGUAUUACGUUUUUUAAAAACGGUCUUAAUUAAGUCUUAAAAAGUCAUAAAUUUAACUUGAGGAAACCUGUAGGAACCCUGCUUCCAGUCAAAAUGACUUGGACUUCUUGUUCAGUCAAUGGCACUCAAUUAGUUAACAAAGGAAAAUGCAAAAAUAUCCUCCAUUACCAUUACUAUCAAAAGUAGUGCAAAAUCAAAUUUACCCUCAUGACAAUAAAUUUCUUUUGAACUGUGAUUGUGCAAAUGAGUACUGAUACUUUUCAAUCAAUCAAUCUAAUUUAUUUGUAUAGCCCUUUACAAAACCUGAAAGCUCCCCAAAGUGCUUUACAACAAAGACAAACAUGUCUCAAGUGAAAUAGAAGGCAGGAAAGUAUUAUACAAUGACAUUAAUAAUAAAUAAAUAAAUGAAUAAAUAAAACAAAAACAGGGCAUCGCGAUAAAAGUCAGACAGCAAAUCAGUGUGGCCACCCCACUGGCCACCCCGCUUGCCAGUACAUCAUUAGAUUGUUGUAGCAUCAGUUAUGCAUUUCAUCCCAAAUGAAUGCUUUUAUUUUGUUUUGUUAAAUGUAAGGCUGUAAAAUUGAUUGCGUUAACGGGCAGUAAUUAAUUUUUUAAAAUUAAUCACGUGAAAAUAUUCAUCGCAAUUAACGCAUUCGCGGUACGACUCAUUCACGCAUUGCCGCAAACAGCCUACAAUGGCGCCGUUUUACUUUUGAGGCAGAGUGGAGUAAAUACAAGCAUUCAUUGGGGCCGUGCUUUUAAUUGGCAAAAGCUUUGUCAUCUCUCCCACAGCAACUAUAAAUAUUGAGGGAAGCGAGGUGGGGAAGAAUGACAGCAGUUGAUCUUUUUCUUAACACCCUGUAGUGUACCCAGCGCAGAGAAGAUGCAACAUUUGCAGCCACCACACAGUCAUGGUUGCACCACUUCCCAUCAUGCAUUUGGGCAGAACAGUUAGGUCGCUUCAGUAUCAUUAACUGAAAGCUCAACAAAUACACUAGAUGGCAAUAUUUAGUCACAAUAUACAAACUCACAUUUAUCCUUUGAGAAUUACAAGUCUUUCUAUCCGUGGAUCCCUUUCACAGAAAGAAUGUUAAUAAAGUUAAUGCCAUCUUGUGGAUUUAUUUUUAUAAUAAACAAAUACAGUACUUAUGUACAGUAUAUUGAAUGUAUAUAUCCGUCUUAUCUUUCCAUUCCAACAAUAAUUUACACUAAAAUAUGGCAUAUUUUAGAGAUGGUUUGAAUGGCGAUUAAUUAUGAUUAAUUAAUUUUUAAGCUGUGAUUAACUCGAUUAAAAAUUUUAAUCGUUUGACAGCCCUAGUUAAAUGCACAACUUUCACCUAAUAUAUACAUAACACAAUAAAACAGAAUUGUUGUGGAACUCAAAAUGUUGACUGGACAGUUAUGGACUAAGCACAUUAAAUCAUUAGUAACAUCAAAUAUUACACAAUACACCAAAGUAUAUCAGUUUCCGUGUCCUUAAGUCUUUCUGAUAGUUUUCCCCUGACCUUUUUACUGCAAUAAUAUAAUGAAAACCUGAAAUUAUGGCUUUUAGUUUUUGCCACCCCAACAUUUUAAGUGGCCCCAUCUGGCCACCCCUAUGAAAAGUUUCUGGAGGCGCCACUGCAGCAAAUAAAACAAUAUAACAGUAAAAAAUUAAAAACCCUUAAGAAAUAAAACAUAAAACCAGGCUACCCCAAUCUGUGUGUUUUUAACCGAGACUUAAAAGGAAAUAGAGUCGUGGUGGUGCGGAUUUCAGGGGGACGGCUAUUCCACAACCCUGGAGGCAGCAACCGCAAAAGAUCUCGACCUAUUGCAAUCAAAAUUGUAUUCAGAUACAACAUUUUGGUAUCCAUACUUUUGAAAACCCUAAUAGUAAGUUAUGCUUGCUUAAGACAAAAUUGAGGGCAGUCAGACCUCCAGCAAGUGGAGCUGGAUAUGUGUGGACAAGUAUCCGGCUGUUGGACUUGUUGUAUGUAGUAUACACCAGUUAAGAAGACAUGAGAGGAAGUUUAGAGGGCAGUCUCGCCCUCCUCCCGCUGCAGCAUUACCAUCCAUGGUGACUGGGACGAGAGGAACGAGGCAUGCAGUCAGCCACUUAGUCAUGUAGUCAGUCCAUUGUUUCCCCUUUAGUUCAACACUGCACUGUAGCACUCAGGAUCGCUUGCAAAUAACCGGAGAAAGGAAAAAAGACAAAACUGUUUUGAAGACUCACAAAAUCCUGACUCACUUGAAAAGAAUUUGUGCUUCUGGGAUAUUGUGCAUACUGGAGCAGUUAAACUUGGCGUUCUUUCUUUCUGACCCGCUUUUUUCCCAACAUUUGGUUAAAGGGAAUUCUGUAUGUAAUUUGACGACAGUAAGGUUCCAUAAGUGGGAGUAACCUCAGAAGAUGGUUUGACUGCGAUGAGAGCGAUCAUCUCACACAGAGAGGCAACUUCUUUUUCAAGACUGAGAGAGAGAGGUCCCCAUUCUCUGAAGUUCAAAGAGGAUUCAACAGUUUAUAUUCUGCUGUUGGACAAACAAGAGGAAGAUUUAAUUUAUCAUUAACAAGACUUCAACAGCACGGCCGGAAUGUAUGGAUGCUUCAAGAGGAAAGAAUGAAACGGAGGAUGUCGCCGUGGGGAGCAAGCUUUGGAAGCGGGCGAAGCAGUGACCCUGCCGCCAUGGCAUCAGGACCUCCAGAUGUGAUGGCCAACCAGGAGCCUGCUGAGGUCUCAGAAGAGUGCUCAGGAAAGAAGAAGUCCAAGUUCCAGACUUUUAAAAACUUCUUUGCCAGGAAGAAGAAAAAGGAGUCUACUGGAGAUCGUGCAGAGCUCAAAGGCAGUCAGUCGAGUGACAAUAUCAGUAAAACGUCGCAAAACAAUACGCUCAGUCGCUCAGAGAAGGAGAAGGGGUCAAAGAUUAGCCUGGGCAGCAAGGCCUUGUCACACGACUCUGUCUUUGUCUCGGAUUCAUCUGAGGCCAACGAGGCUCUGGGGGCUUCUCAGGACAGCAUUCAUGGAAAAGUGAAAUCUCUUCAGCUUCAACUGAAGCAAGCCAUCAGACUGGGCUCCCCUCCGUCACUGAUGUGUGUGAAGAGGUCGGAAGAUGCCGGAACCAUGUCGGAGGACGACGGACUGCCCUGCAGUCCACCAGAGUACAUUUCACCUCAUGUCGCCAAGAAUCAGGCUCAGAGGAACAGCUCUAUUAGCCUAGAGGGAGUGGACAGUGAUGACGACAAGUUGUCUUGUGCUGCAUCCAGCAGAGUAGUGAGCCCUCUGGUGACUGUUCCGGGGGAUUUCAGCCAGCCUGCAAGCCCAUUCGGGUGUCUGGAUAACUCUGCAGCAAAACACAAGCUGGGUUUGAGACAGAAGGCCAACAACAAGAGGAAACCUGCCAAUAGGCUUGAGAUUAAGUCAGAGGAACACAAUGAGAUAAAUGGAUCAUUAAACAUCCCCUUCCCAGAGCGACAAGAGGAAGAGAAGAUAAUUGAUGCAAGUGGAGAUGAGUCAAAACAAAAGUUUAAGGAGGCAGAAGAAUGUCAAGAGAACAAGCAGCCUUUGUUGCAGGAAGCAAAAGAAAAAACGGAGUUGGAAAAAGAGCAGGAUAUAUCAAUUGCUCAAGACACUUCUUGUCAAUCAGAUUUUCUCGCUGCUGACACUCAGCCUUCACCUUCACCCCAACUCAGCACCAGAAGCUCCUACCUGGACACUCCUAGAACCACACCAGAGCCUCCUGCUGGUGAAAAAGACUUCCCAGAUCAUUCAAUUGUAAAUGGGAAUGAGGGGAACAUGGAAGGACCAGAUCUGGUCGAAGAUGAUGUACUGGGAGGUGUAGUAGCCGACAGCUCUUUCCUACAGGAAGUACUAAGCUCCCUGAAGACUUCUUGCACUCAAUGUGUGGACUCUGAAGAUGUAGUCCUGGAAAUGAAGGACCAGACAAAAGAUGAGAACAAGGAGACAGAAGAUGAAGAUGAGCCUGUGUUUGAUCUAGUUGCUCCUUGCGAUGCAGUCCUUAUGGAUCAGUCCAGCGAGGACGAGAAGGAGGAGAUCACCGCUUUAAGCAGUCCCUCUCCACAUGUUGAUGAAGUGGAGAAAAGUGAAGACGAGAAUGAAAAAGAAGAGGAAGAGGUGGAGGAAGAGGAACUUGUUGUGGAAAGAUUCGGUCAACCUUGUAUUCCCUCGGAGGACAUGGCAGACAUAAACGUACCUCAAGAAGCCAAACCUGAAGAACAAAAUGACUCACACAUAACAGAAUCCAACCACUCGGAGGAGCAGGAAACUGAGGCAAGUGAUGAAGAAGUGGAGGAAGAGAGUCAUGUGGUGAUGGUGGAAGAGGAAGUAGAGGAAAACCAGAAAUUAGAAGAAGAGACGGACGAAGAAUGGGAAAUACUUCCUGAUGAAACAAGCGAAGAGAUUUGCAGUGUCACUUUCAUGCAGGAGGAAAGGGAAUCUGUAAUUGUUGAUGCCACGAAUAACACACAAUACACACAUGAUGUUGAAACACAUCAAGAGUCAUGUGAUCAGGACUCCAGAAACGAAAGCCUGGCGUCUCCCAAUGAAAAUGACAGUGAAUGUAAAGCAAGGGAGGAGGGAGUGGAUGACGAUGAAGACUUUAAGCACACAGAGGUUCAUUCUGAGCCACAGGAAGAAGCAAACCUGGAGGAUGAAAAUGUGGAGCAGGAAGAAUUACUGGAGAUGGAAAAAGACCAAAUAUCACCUAUACCGUCUUCUUCUUCUCCACUCAUUGAAUCUCCUUUACAAGAACAUACAGUAACUCCCACUCCCAGUGAGAUCACCACUCUCCAUGAAACCACUUUUGCAAGUGAAUAUAAUACACCUAGAGAAAUCACUCCUCCUCCCGAAACGAACACUCGGACCACCGUUGUCCACAUGAAUCUUGUCUCUCCAACUUCAGAGUCAGUCACAUUUUCAUUUCAGCCCUCCCCAACGGAUGAAUGUACCAAAGUCUCAUCUUCAGAGCAACGUGCUGACGAAGAGACCUUCGAAACAGUGUCAGAGGUAGAAGAGCAAAUGGCUCACAUUUGUGCUCCAGCUGCUGUUACCGAAGACGCCAUGCCUCCUUCGUCUGAUAAUCAAAUAGUCAAACAGUCCCUCGAAGGCUCAAAUGAGAGCAAAGUUCGAUUCACCAUUGCCCCCGCCUGGCAGAGGUCCCUAUCUGAUGAGGAAGCAAAACAGACAUCAUCAGCCCCACUUCCAGGCGCUGACCCUGUAGCUGAGGAUAUGGAAGAGACCACCAAGAAAGACCUACCAUCAGACGCCCAGAUGGAGAAAUUUGUAAAAACAACAGUGGUCAGAGGCACUGCUACAAAGGCUGCUGUGGUCCAUGAAUCAGUCAAAGCUCAAACCUCAACUGUUCCAAGCAAAGAAGAGAGCUCUGCUGCGAUGGAGGGAAGCUACGACACUCCCUUUGGAGUUCGGCUGAGGAAGACUGCCGUUUUGCCCCGCUUCAGUUCAGAAGAGGAAAACACAGAGGAACCCACUGAGCCCCCAGUGCAGCCUGUUAGUUGUAAAGUUGAAGCAUCCAGUUUCAAACCCGCUAUAAGUCAAGCAGUCCUCACAAAACCUGCCCUUCCCAAGAAACCGGAUGUCCAUGGGGACACCGUGGUGAAAUCUAAGCGUGUUUCAGAGCCCGCACCAUCCCGUGGUGUCUCUGCUGAAUCUCAAGGUCCUAGCUGGAUCUCCAUGGCCAGACAGAAGCAGAAGAUCUACAAAGAAAAUUCACUGGAAGAGAUGACCGUCAAGAAGGAGGAACAAGACAGGAAGUCUUCACUGCCAGCGUAUGUCAGCUCGACAUCAAAAAAGGAACACCCUACCAAAGCACCUGAAUUUACUGGAAAAGUGAGUCUGCCAGAGAAGCCUUCAUCAACUCCAGAAAACGAAACUAGGAAGUCUGUAUCUCCUGUGACUCCAGUGCCACCUCAGCUUCCUAAAUCUGUAAACCCCAAGCCAGCACAUCCCUUGAUUAGCUCCAAAUCUGCACCCUCCCAUCGAUCUCUGCCCCCUCCUACACCUGUUCCGGUUGCCAUAAAACCUCAGUCUAUCUUGAACCCAUCCAAGCCCCCCCUAGAAUCCAAACCUCAGACCCAGAGCAUGAUCCUCACCUCGCCUCCUUUUUCAGCAAGAAUCAACCCUCCACUGCCGACGGCAAGAGUUGUGUCACUUUCCGGUCCGCCUCCUGUGUCUCCGCGCGGACUCGCACCUUCGUCUUUGCCCCAGGAUGAGCCACCGUGGAUGGCUUUGGCCAAAAAGAAGGCCAAAGCUUGGAGUGAGAUGCCUCAAAUAGUUCAGUGACAGAAAUGACACAAUACCCGGUACUCUGCUCUACAGUGUGAACAUUUAAAGACCCGAAAGGCUCACAUUUAAUGAUUUGUCUCUGCAAAGAGUCUGGAUGGACUACAAUUUAUUUGCACAUUAAUGAUAUGUAAUUGUCUUCUCGUGUAUUAGCAUGUCUGACACUAAUUCUUUAUUUCUAUAUGUUGUCCAGCAAUGACAGGGUAAUUUGUACCUCCAAAAUAGAUAUAGACUGAACUUAAGUUUUAUCCACACGUGUGCACUUUUAGCUGAUAAGAGAAGUGCCUGUUCAAGAGAAAAGGUGGUAUUAGGUAUAAUAUUUUGUGAAUGGCUAUUAUGGCCACUCAAGAUAAAAACGUAAAUUACCAAAGAAAGACAGUCACGUGCAUAAUCUCGUUAUGCUAUUAUAAUGACAUAUUUGUCAAGGAAAAGAGCAUUUUAAAGAAUGUCGAAAUUCCCACAGAAACAUGAAUGCAACAGUGUCAAACCUGCCAUACUUAACACUUAAUAGGUAAUUACAGUAUUGAUACCAAGUGUCAAAUGUUCUCUUGUUAAAACAGUACAGUCCUAAUAGAAAGACUACUCAUGUCUCGCUUCGCCUUUUCUCAUAAACUAGAUUUUUUUUUUCCCCCUCUUAUUUUUUCUCGUAAAAGCUCAAAUAUUCUUGUCAAAUUCAAAGUCUUUUUUUGUUUAACCUUAAUUUAUUCUCCUAAUUACAUAUUGUACAACUCUUCUUAAGUAAUUCUUAAGUCCCUAACAGGCAUUUUCUCAACAGGCCACCGUUACUUGUAGGUGCCCUGUGUAUUUUUAAGACAAUGGCCAUAAGAAAAAAAUCUUAACUCUUUCAGUGCCAUUGACGAUCAUAGACGCCCAAUCAUGUGGCUCUUUUCAUCUUUCUGCUGUGGAUUUCAAUGACUUUGUCACUAGUAGACAUCCAAUCCAUUUGAACUUGUAGGAGUGGCGGCGAAUAAACGAAUGUUCAUUUGCUCCCAGCCCACCGUCAGUGGCAGCCAAUGAGUUAAAAUGUUUGUUACAUGAAUUCUUUUCAGUUUUUUUUUUUUUUUUUUUGUACCGCAUCAUCAUGUUGGCAGCCUUUUGAGUGUUGCUUGAUAUCUAAUCACUACCAAAUGUACAGUGUGCUAAUGAUACAGAAAAUCUAAUAAAGAAGCAGCCAGCUAUUUGGAGAUUGAUGUUCAACGAGAGAUUCCAUUGGUAUCAGAUUGAUCUGUCUCAGUGUAGUUUAAUGUGUUUAUUUUAUGUUGCCUUUUAUUAUUUGUCGUAUCCGUAAAAGGUGCAGUAAACAAAAAAUGAAAUCUUACUGUGUUUUUAUGCCUCUAUGUAUCUGCCUGCUGUCUUUUCACAAAAGCAACAAUCAAGAUAUAAUGUGGGUUUGAACAUUUCAGUGCAUUUAAAGUGCGU